AUGAAAGUGGUAUUUGUGAUCUGUUCUUUACUUCUUAGUCAUGUGAAGGGGAUGCAGUACAAGAAGAAUGUGCUGCUUAUUUUCGGCGAUGACGCCGGGAUCCAGAUGGGCGCCUACAACAACUCGGCCUGCAAGACUCCCAACUUCGACAAGCUGGCGGCGCGGAGUGUCUUGUUCAAACACGGCUACACCUCCGUCAGUAGCUGCUCACCCAGCAGGUCAGUGUUGCUGACCGGUCUUCCUCAGCACCAGAAUGGCAUGUACGGGCUAGCGCAUGGCGUCCACCAUUUCUCAUCCUUUGAUAAAGUGCGGAGCCUUCCCCUCAUCCUGAAGCAGGCUGGGAUCCGAACAGGCAUCAUUGGUAAGAAGCACGUAUCACCUGACACAGUGUACAAGUUUGACUACGAGCAGACUGAAGAAAACAACGACCUCAACCAAGUGGGCAGAAAUAUUACGUUCAUGAAGUCCUACGUUAGGGAAUUUCUUCAGAACGUCACAAGUCCAUUUUUCCUGUACAUUGCAUUUCACGAUCCACACCGAUGCGGAGACGUGGAGAAGCUGGGUCAAUUCUGUGAGAGGUUUGGCAAUGGGGUUGGCCACAUCCCCGACUGGACCCCCGUGACGUACCGACAGGAGGACGUCGUGGUGCCGUACUACCUGCCGGACACGUUGACCACCAGGAGAGACCUCGCAAACAUGUACACCACGUACAGCAGGAUGGACCAAGGUAUUGGUUUGUUCCUGAACGAGUUAAAGGCAGCAGGACACGAUGAAGACACAAUGAUCUUGUAUACAUCAGACAAUGGUAUUCCCUUCCCUGGUGCAAAAACAAAUCUCUACGAUCCUGGUAUGGGAGAACCCAUGAUGAUCUCCUCUCCACUCCACAAAGAACAUUGGGGAAAGGUAACAGAUGGACUUGGCAGCACAAUGGACUUUGUUCCAACAAUCCUCGAUUGGUUCGACAUCCAGUUCCAGCCCUAUAAGAUCAUGAACAAUAGUCCAAAUGUAACUCUCACUGGCAAGUCUCUCCUGCCAAUCCUGGCCAACCCUCACGCUCCAGGCUUUGAUCAAGUCUUCUCCAGCCACAACCUGCAUGAAGUCACCAUGUAUUACCCCAUGAGAGUCCUCAGAACGGACCAGUUCAAGAUCAUCCACAACCUCAACCACAGGCGCCCAUACCCCAUUGCUACUGACAUCUACCAAUCACCAUCAUUUCUGGAAAUCUUAAACAAGACAGAGAGUGGACAGCCCACCCAGUGGCUGAAAUCGCUGAAGAAGUACUACUACAGAGACCAAUGGGAGCUUUAUGAUCUCAUUAGAGAUCCGUUUGAGCUGAACAACUUGGCGUUUGAUCCUCUGCAUGGUCCUAUUCUGAAGAGCAUGCGGAACAAGUUGCUAGCUUGGCAGAGCGGUACAGAUGAUCCAUGGCGGUGUGCUCCCAGUGGAAAUCUCAUGACGUCUGCCUCUGUACACUGUUUGCCACUACACAAUGGUGAACAAAUGUUUCCAAACAGCUUUCCUUAAAAGGACUAAUGUUUGAUAUUGAAGACUUACAAGAUAACACAAAAACCAGCAAUAUAUUGCAAAAAUAGUUACCAAAAUUGUGCAAAUCAUUAUAGCAAUUACAUAAAUUAUUGCUUAUAUUAAUUAAUAAAACAAUAUCUCUAUGCAGAAUGUAAAUCAAUUCUGA
Molecule: messenger RNA, 1690 nt
Organism: Gigantopelta aegis
Lineage: Eukaryota; Metazoa; Mollusca; Gastropoda; Neomphalida; Peltospiridae
Product: N-sulphoglucosamine sulphohydrolase-like
Exons: 7
Coding region: 1-1524 (507 amino acids)
Molecular function (GO): arylsulfatase activity
Source: RefSeq, a predicted model, not a curated record